AUGUCGACAAGCGAACGGCCACAACUGAAAAUUUUUCGAAAUAUUUGGGGCGCCGAAGCGCAAUUCUCCUCAGAUAUCAAUCUUCUAUUUAGCGAACUUCAUCAUCGCGGCUUCGAUGGAAUUGAAACGUCAUUGAACGAAAUUCUUCGUCUAUCUCAUAAUAAUGACGAAUUUUUCAAAGAAACAUUAGCGAAACACCAACUUGACUUGAUCGGGAUUUGUUAUACGAACUGGGCAGAUUUCAUUCCGGGCUCUUGGCAAGAUUUAACUGUGGAACAGCAUCUGAAAAAUCUAGAAAGGGAAUUAGAACAAAUGGUUAAAUAUAAUCCAAUUCAUAUUAAUAUCCAUAGUGGACAAGAUAAUUGGACAAUAGAACAACAUGAAGAAUUUUUCGAACGAGCAUUACUUUUACAAGCUAAAUAUCCGAAUGUAUCAUCAUCGCAUGAGACACAUCGUGGUCGUUCGUUGUUCAAUCCAACGAUUACAUUACACAUGAUCACACGUUUUCCUAAUCUUCGUUUAACUGCCGAUUUCUCGCAUUGGUUAAUUGUAUGUGAACGUUUACUCAAUCAUCCAUCGGAUCUUGAACGUCUACGUCGAAUUAUUCCGCAUGUAGAUCAUAUUCAUGCACGUGUAGGCACUGUUCAACAUGCACAAGUGACCGAUCCGUUGGUUGACGCACCCGUCGAAACACAUUUGAUGCAAACUUGGUGGCAAAUGAUUUGGGAUGAACAGAUGAAACAAGGCAAAACACGGAUUACUUUAACACCUGAAUACGGGCCGAAACCUUAUGCAAUUUCGGAUGAUGUCGAUGUUUGGACAUUAACUAUACGAGAAAUGGAACGACAACGAAAGAACUAUCAACACUGGAUUGAACAAAAAGAUUAUUCCCCAUGA
Molecule: messenger RNA, 897 nt
Organism: Adineta ricciae
Lineage: Eukaryota; Metazoa; Rotifera; Eurotatoria; Adinetida; Adinetidae
Source: the annotation of a GenBank genome assembly